Besnoitia besnoiti is the source of this 2592-nucleotide messenger RNA. RefSeq lists its product as uncharacterized. The coding region runs from base 1 to 2592 and encodes 863 amino acids. The record is from RefSeq and is a predicted model, not a curated record. Lineage: Eukaryota; Apicomplexa; Conoidasida; Eucoccidiorida; Sarcocystidae. The transcript has a single exon.
AUGCCGUCGUGCCGUGUGGUCAUUGCCCUUGUAUGGGCGGUCGUCUCGGCCGCGGGCUUGUCUCCUCUCGAUCCCAAGGCGGCAAAUGGAGGACUGCGUUUAGCGGAAGGGAGCACUCACGAAGUUGUGAAGUCCUUGAAACGAGCAAUGAACCAACGCUGGCGCAACGGGGGCCGUAGUAUUUGCUCUGUUUUCGGCUGUGACUACGAACAAGUCAAAUCACGGCUUUCGUAUCAGCCUACCUUCUUUCUCUCAUUCAAAGCCGUAUGCGCCCAGUUUGAUGAGUUUGAAGAGGAGGUUUCAAAUGCCAAACAACGCGAGGAAGAUUUGACCCCGAGCCAGAAGGAAUAUCGCUGGCUUCUUUUAACUAAGGCAGCAGCCCUGUUGAACGAUAGCCUUGGAACAAAGUAUGAGGUGCCUGAAAAAUAUGUUCCUCAGCACUUGCGCACUCGCCACUAUGUCCCCGGUUGGAGAGAGGAUGUAGAGAAGCAAAAGGACCGCGUGAAGAGUCAAGUGGAAAAGCUUCAAGUGACUGUCCCUCUCCCAACCCUGGAAGGAAUUCAAAAAGAGGCUGGAGACCGUCUCGCCGCCCUGCGUCAGAGGCACGUGGAACAGAUCCGGGAACUCGAGGAAACACGCCACAGGAAGUGGCUGUUACUUCAAGAGGAGCACGAUCGUCAAACGGCGCAAAUGGUUGCAGACCUUAAACUGAAACAAGCAGAAGAAGCAGAUACACUCCGUCGUGAGUUGAUAGAAGAGAAACGGGCUUUCGACCAGAGUGUGAAGGUGUGGGAUAUGGUGAGCCGGUUACUGAACGAAGCCCACGCAGCAAUCGAGGCAUUCAGCGACCGGGUCCAUUCUUUGGGCCAGCAGGUUUUCAAACUGAAGUCGUUCCACGAAAAACUGCAGUCGUAUCAACAAGCAUCGAAGAACAACCCGGAGGGCAGUGCGCCAUACUCUGCUCUCUCGUACGCUUUCCAGAGCGAAUCCGCUGUCAGUCAAGCCAUGCAACAGGUCCAUACUACGUACCAGGAAGCAUCUGUCGCGGCAUCCCGCAUUCAGGAGAUCCUGAAUCAAGCGGAGACUGCCAUGGCCGCUGCACCGUCAAAAGAGAAUGCACCGUGGUUCCAGCAGCACCAUCGAGGUUACAAAGACCGCCUUGAGAGUUUCAGCAAUCUCCUUGCCGACCUUACGAUUCGUUUGGAGGACCACAUGCAAACAGCUGAGGAGCGUAAACUCGUGACUCUCUUUUCUGGAGAUGAAGUCCGCACACAGGUCUUGACCCUGCUUCAGGAUCGCACCAGUGGGUGGACAACGCGUCUCACCGCCCUUCGCGAACGCGCCCACGGGAUUGAAGCCGAGGCACACAAGUUUUUUGAAAGCAGUGCUCAACUGGACCGGAAUACCGGGGAGGUUCUCGCGGCCGUUCUCCAGAAUCCCGAGGCGUUCGUGGUGCAGGUGGCCACAUACUCAACAGAAUCUAACGCCCUUCGCGAGACCGCUGCUCGGAUAGAAGAAGAGCUAAAAAGCGCAGUAAAGGCUCUUCAAGAGCUGGAGAGAGAGGUCCGCGGAAUGGCAGAUGGAAUAAGCACGGCGCAGUUGCCUCCCGCCGUAAUCGACUUUCUGGGUCUUCCUGCUUUAUUCAACGCCGUCCAAGUCGAUAUGCAGUUGAAACCAAAAGGGCAGCAGCUGCUGCAGCACAUCAAAGCUCGCCUCAGUCAACUUGUUGAGGUCCUUCGUAAAUUGGAAAUGGUGAAGAACGAGGUGAAAAACAUCAGGAGUCCUGCAGAACGUGAGCAAGCAGAGUGGUCUCUCAACGAGGCAUCAGCAAAGCUCCAAGAGGCGGUCAGAAGUAAAAGUGACAUCGAUCUUCAAAUCCAGCAACUAACUCUCCAACUACAGCAGCUCCAAGCCACCGUGGUGCAGCUCGAACAGAGGAUCAAUCACGAGCGUCUGCUAUCUCAUCGUGCUGCAGGUGGUGGUAGAACUGCACUCGUGUUACGAGGCAACACACUAGGAUUAGGGACGCCCCCCGUGCCCGCCGGUUCUUUGCAGGGUAUUACCACAUUAGAGGGCUCCGUACUCGGUCUCCGGAGUUCCGUGGGAGGCGGCGUGGGCUUGGAUCCGCAGGCUGUGGUUGCUGAUUUGGAACAGCAGCUGCAGACUGCCAAAGAAAGAGCUCAGGAAACUCGACGGAACUUGGCCGUGAAACAACGUGAUGCUGUUGCAGUUGAGAACGAAAUACGUCGUCUAGAUGCAGAGGUGUCUGCAAAACAGCGGGAAAUGGCUGAGGAGCAGCAGAAAAUGGCUCGAGUCAUGUCACUUUGUCAAGCAUUGGGCGCCGGCGGUGUGUCAGUGGGGGGAAUGUCCGUGGCCAGCAUAGGUGGUGGGCUGGGCAUGAGUGGCGGCUUCACAGGCGACUCCGCUAGUGGAAUCUUGGCACCCGGCAUCAUGGGUUCUAGAGCGAGGGGGAUCGGUGGCUUAAGUAUGGGCGGGAUGGCAGGCGGAAGUGUAAGUGGACCAUCGCCCACCGUGGGUGUGGGAGGGUCCCCACGGUUGACCGGAGGAUUGGUGCCUGGACCACCACCAUGA